This is a messenger RNA of Catharus ustulatus (Swainson's thrush), 2482 nucleotides long. RefSeq names its product THAP domain containing 1 (gene THAP1). The transcript has 3 exons. The record is from RefSeq and is a predicted model, not a curated record. Bases 207 to 941 code for a protein of 244 amino acids. NCBI's taxonomy places the organism in Eukaryota, Metazoa, Chordata, Aves, Passeriformes, Turdidae. Gene Ontology annotation, molecular function: sequence-specific DNA binding.
AGAGAUUCCGUUGAAGCUGGCGCCGCCAUCUUGGAGUUGGGAGAGGCCGCGCGUCCCGUUCCCGUGCCUCUCCGGCGGGCCACGGGCGCGGGGGGGGGCUUUGGGAGGCGGGGGAACCAUGGGCGUCCUGCGGUGAGUUCGCGGCGCCCCGCCGGCUCGUCCGUGCCCACAGAGGCCGCGCCGCCGCGGGCGCGGGGUUGGGCGGGAUGGUGCAGUCCUGUUCCGCCUACCGCUGCCGGAACCGAUACGACAAAGAGAAGCCCAUCUCCUUCCACAAGUUUCCCCUUACAAGACCCGAUCUUUGCAAGAAGUGGGAAGCUGCUGUUAAGAGGAAAAACUUCAAGCCGACCAAGUACAGCAGCAUUUGCUCAGAACACUUUACGCCCGAUUGCUUUAAGAGGGAAUGCAAUAACAAACUCCUGAAAGAAAAUGCUGUGCCCACAAUAUUUUGUUACACUGAACCUGGUGAAAAGUCUGAAGAAUUUGCAGAGCAGCCAGAAGAUCCACUUCCACCUCCUCCACUGCCACCACCACCGCCGCCUCCGCCACCACCACCACCACCAGCAGCUCCAGUACUACCACAAUCUCCAUCAACUCCUUCUUUUCAUUUGUCUCAAAUAGAUGCCAGAUUUGUAGAUCCAAGUAUUGGAUUAUUGAUGCCCCCUCUCCAGACCCCCAGCAAUCUUGCUGUUUUUUGCGAUCAUAACUACACCGUAGAGGAUACAGUCCAUCAGCGAAAAAGAAUUCAACAGCUGGAGGAACAAGUUGAAAAACUGCGGAAGAAGCUCAAGACAGCGCAACAGCGGUGCCGGCGUCAGGAAAGACAAAUUGAGAAACUGAGAGAAAUUGUUCAGUUUCAGAAAGAAAAAGACAUAUUGGCAGGAAAAGGCUAUGUGAUUCUGCCUAAUGACUAUUUUGAAGUUGUAGAAGUACCUGCCUAGCAGUCACGAACAUCAGUUUUCACUUUGGUAGGCCAAGAAAUUUAGGUUAAAAACUAAAUUCUUUCUAAUAUGUAAGACUUUCCAGAAUUCUGGAAAAACAGUAAUGAAGCAGUCAUAUAAAUGAGAUAAUAUUUUUUCUUCAUUGCCAUUUCAGUUUGAUACACUUUUAAUAUAUUGAAGAUGCAAGCAUCUCAUAAUUAGAAUAUGCAAUUAAUUUACGAAAUAUAAAUUGCUUCCAUAAGGAAAGGAUGCCAGAUUGAAGACACAUAGGAAUUUACUUUUUUUACAAUGUCUGUUUUAUGCUUACAGGGGCUGGGAACUAAAUCUGGCUGAGAAUGAAGUUUAGGUGGUUGUACACCUAGUGCUUUGUCAAGAUUUUUAAUGUUGGCUUUGGUAAUCCCCAGUAAGUAGUUUUCACUGAUUUUAGGAAGAACAGAAUUAGGUCAGCUAACAUCUGCAAGUACUGCGGAAAGACAGACAGGAAAACUGGGAAAACUUCCAACUUAAGUUUGCUAUGCAUUUGAAGUACUGCAAAAAGUCCAAUUCCUGUAUCCCUUUGGGUGAGAUAUGUAAAUGAACCACUUCUUUUUGAGUAACUGUUCACCACAUGUGUGUUUUGAGAGUGAUGAGGAGAAUUCAUUAGCAUAGCUAACAAAGAGCUGUAGAAGCAGCUUUUGUUUUGAGGGCACUUAAAAAUAGUCCUAAAGUGCUGGGCUGAGCUGAACAUGUAUGUUACUGCACUUUUGGCAGGGUCAAUAAGACAAUGUACUCUUUACAGUGACUGCUUGCAGAAGGGCACUGAUAAUACACAGUCCCGUUAUGUUGUAGGAUCUUCUUCCCAUAAAUACUGUAAUUGGUAGAGUGUUGUCCUUGAUUUUGAAAUUAACUCGCAUGUAAACCAUGUGUAGCUUCAGGAAAUGAAGCAAGUUUGUUUUUUAUCUGGGGAGUCAGGUAUUUAUGGCUUUGCAGUAUACAGUGGUUUUAUUUCUUUACUUUUUUAACUUCCCAAAAGGCAUCCACCAAAGGGCAUAUAGGGAACUAGACUUUGGACUUGCUUGGUGCUAGACUGGUUUAUAAUAUCUCAAAUGCUGCUGCCUCUUCUUCAGCCUUAUUAAGACUCUUUCUAGUAAUAGUAUGACAAAGCAGUGCAGCAGUUUGCACUGACUUUCUAAUAAUUUAUUUAGUCAAUUAACUCAUUCAAAAUGAGAGAAAAUGGCUAACCCUAAUGUAGGCUUCACACCUGAAAUUCCUGGAUAUACAAGACACAAGGAAAAUUUCUCAGUCUGUGUCAAAUGUGCGUGCAGUGUGGGUUCUAGCUCUGAUUUUAAACAAACCGUGUUCAUGAUGGCUUUAAAAGCUUCCCUUAAUAUCCUGUUAGCAUGACAUUUUGAAAUAUUUCAAACCAGUCUUGAUAUUUCUGACCUCACUCAUACCCCAUGUGUCUAUUUUCCCUAUCAUUUCAUACACUUAAAAUGAACAAAAAUGCCAAUGCUUCCUUUUGUGUACAUUUAUUAUACCUAAUUAAAAAUUUGAAAAGCAAA